AUGUCAAGUGCUAUAGAUGAUUUGCUCGUUGCCCAGCUACAGGAAAACAUCAUCACUUACUCCAUUGGCGGUAUCUUCUGCGGUUCGUACCCUCUUGCUAACGAGAUUCCAUCUGACUCAAAUCAAUCUGUUCCAGGAAUAUACACUGUCCUAGCUAUUAUCGCUGCAUAUAUCCUGUUCCAACAAGGCUUACGCUACUCCCUUGCUCGUUCGGUGCUAUUUAUUUUGAACGUAGCCAUGUUCGUCGGUCAGACGGGCAAUCUUGUCGCCGUCAUUGUUUCGGAACUCAAAAUCUUACGGGGAUUGGGGGAGACAUUUUACGACCCCACUCAGGCAUUAGAGCGCUGGGAAGUCGCAAUCGUCGUUUUCUCCCGAAUGAAUUAUCUUCUCAGUGAUGCGAUUGUAAUUUGGCGAGCUUGGAUACUCUAUGAUGACCGACUUUACCUUCGUAUCUUGCUCAUCCUUUGCGGCUUGGGCUCACUAAUCGGCGUUUCGCUGGAUUCAGCAUUCGUUCUGAAACAAGCAUUUUCAAAUGGGACCGGCGAAGCAACCGCAUUAACCAAAAUUCGGGUUCUCAUGCCAGUAAUGCUUCUAAUCACCAAUUUCAUUGCCACUAGCAUCAUCGCUUUCAAGGUUUGGGAGUAUAGGCGCAGUAUCAAGAUCAAUUUAGGUAACCAGAAACGCAAAACUAGCGUAGAACAGGUCUUGAUUCUCCUGUUGGAAACUGGUUUGGUUUAUUGUGCAUGCUGGAUUGUCACGAUAAUUUCCUUAACACCGGGCACACUUUCAUUCAUGGGCCAAAAUGUCUUUGCGACGAUGUACCCAAACUUGACCGUGAGCUUAGACUAUAAUAUCAACGGGGGAGAGGAGUUUACGUUUAGGAUUUUGCAGGCCAUUUACCCAACCCUCGUUAUAAUUUUCGUCGCGGCUCGAAAAUCCUACUCUGAAUUAUCCAUUAACGUGUCUCAAACAUUACAAUUCGCGGUCCCGACCCCUGCAGAUAUCGUAUUUCAGAAAUCAGAUACUGAGGGCUCUCCGCCUUUUGUCGCUACAAAGAUAGCAGGAAUACCUGAUUUCGACGGUGCAAGUCUGGACAGAUCCCUAGGAGAGAUUCGAACAGAUAGCAUUCGGAUGAACUUAUCAUCGACCUCUGUGUCUAACGCGGUGGAUCCAGACUUGCACCCAGUGGAGGAGUCACGAUAG
Messenger RNA from Lentinula edodes (shiitake mushroom), 1203 nucleotides. RefSeq lists its product as uncharacterized. The coding region runs from base 1 to 1203 and encodes 400 amino acids. The record is from RefSeq and is a predicted model, not a curated record. Lineage: Eukaryota; Fungi; Basidiomycota; Agaricomycetes; Agaricales; Omphalotaceae. The transcript has 6 exons.